Messenger RNA from Lodderomyces beijingensis, 1098 nucleotides. The record is from the annotation of a GenBank genome assembly. Lineage: Eukaryota; Fungi; Ascomycota; Pichiomycetes; Serinales; Debaryomycetaceae.
AUGGUCAAAGAUAAGAAACUUUACGAUUUGCUCGGAGUAGAGCCAAGUGCGAGUGAAGCAGAGAUCAAGAAAGGGUAUAGAAAACAAGCGUUGAAAUUUCACCCGGAUAAGCCAACGGGUGACACGGAGAAGUUCAAACAAAUCUCGGAAGCUUUUGAUAUAUUGUCGAAUGCAGAGAAGAGAGAAGUAUACGACAAUUACGGUCUAGAUGCCGCUAGAGGCAAUGCACCGGCUGAAGACCCAAGCGCACAUUUUGGUGGAGCAGGUGGUCCAGGAGGAGCAGGAUUUGCCGGGUUUGGCGGUGGAGGCAGAGGAGGUGGAUUCCGUACUGCUGGCGGUGGAGGCUUUUCACAAGCGGAUGCAUUCAACAUCUUUUCGCAAAUGGGCGGUUUCGGUAUGGGAGACGAUGGCUUCACAUUCAGCUCAAGCGGAGGUGGCGGUGGAGGUGGUUUUGGUGGAGCUGGGGGAAAUCCAUUUGGCGGUGCUGGUGGGUUCAGGUCAGCUGGCGGGGGAAUGCCUGGUGGAUUCGGCGGUAUGGGUGGUGGUGGUGGCGGGGCACAACGUAGACCCGAGCCAGAUACCGUGUCUAUAGGACUACCAGUGUCUUUGGAAGAUUUGUACAAUGGUGCUACUAAAAAGAUGAAAAUCACAAGGAAAGAUCCCAGCGGAACAAGAGAACAGAAGGUCUUGGAAGUUAACAUCAAACCUGGCUGGAAAUCGGGCACUAAAGUCAAUUUCGCUAACGAAGGAGACUACCAACCCGAGUGUGGAGCAAGACAGACUAUCCAAUUUGUCAUUGAGGAAAAGCCACAUCCAACAUUCAAGAGAGACGGUAAUAAUAUCAAAAUGAAUGUGCAUUUAACAUUCAAGGAGUCGCUUUGCGGGUUUGAAAAAGAUGCAACCACCAUAGACGGAAGAAGGAUCCCCUUGAGCAGAUCGAGCCCCGUCCUGCCAAAUACCAGUGUGACGUACCCGGGCUUGGGUAUGCCAAUCAGCAAAUCCCCCGGCCAGAAAGGUGACCUAGAAAUCACAUACAAAGUGGACUAUCCGACGUACUUGACACCAGCUCAAAAACAAGCUAUACAGCAAAACUUCUAG